CCGCAGGAACCAGCUCUGAUACCGAGGAGCUACAGCCUUUAGAGAUAAACAGAGCUUCCUGGGAGAAAAGAAGGAUUUGAAAAGUUACCCGCCACGAUGUCAGACAGAAGCCCCUUCGAAACGGACAUGCUCACCCUCACUCGCUUCGUUAUGGAAAAGGGGCGUCAGGCCAAAGGAACCGGGGAGCUCACACAGCUACUGAACUCCAUGCUGACGGCCAUAAAAGCCAUAUCCUCGGCUGUGCGCAAGGCUGGCCUGGCCCACCUGUACGGAAUUGCGGGAAGCGUGAACGUGACCGGGGAUGAGGUGAAGAAACUGGACGUGUUAUCCAAUUCCCUGGUGAUCAACAUGCUCCAGUCCUCCUACAGCACCUGCGUCCUGGUUUCGGAGGAGAAUAAAGACGCGAUUAUCACUACCAAGGAGAAGAGGGGGAAGUAUAUAGUCUGCUUUGACCCGCUGGAUGGAUCUUCCAACAUCGACUGCCUGGCCUCCAUUGGAACCAUCUUUGCUAUCUAUAGAAAGACCUCAGAGGACGAGCCUUCUGAAAAGGAUGCUCUGCAGCCAGGCCGAAAUAUCGUAGCUGCAGGCUAUGCCCUCUAUGGUAGUGCAACCCUGGUGGCUCUUUCCACUGGGCAAGGAGUGGACCUUUUCAUGCUCGACCCGGCUCUCGGUGAAUUUGUCCUCGUGGAAAAAGAUGUCAAGAUAAAACAGAAAGGAAAGAUCUACAGUCUCAAUGAGGGCUAUGCCAAGUAUUUUGAUGCUGCCACCUCAAAAUAUGUGCAGAGAAAGAAAUUUCCUGAGGAUGGCAGUGCUCCCUAUGGGGCCAGGUAUGUGGGCUCUAUGGUAGCCGAUGUGCACCGCACCCUGGUCUAUGGAGGGAUCUUCCUGUACCCGGCGAAUCAGAAAAGUCCUAAGGGCAAGCUCCGGCUCUUGUACGAGUGCAAUCCUGUGGCCUAUAUCAUAGAGCAGGCUGGAGGCCUGGCGACCACAGGCACCCAGCCUGUGCUGGAUGUGAAGCCGGAGUCCAUUCACCAACGAGUCCCCCUCAUUCUGGGGUCCCCGGAUGAUGUGAAGGAAUACCUCACCUGUGUACAGAAAAGCUAGGCAGGCAGGUAGUGGGUUUCACCCUGAAUGCUGCCUUUUCUUUGUCUUGUCCCUUCUAUUAAGGGCCCUAAGGGAACGAUCAUUGUGAACAGUGGUGAUGAGUAACAAAAGGCAAAGCCCCCCUGAGUCCCCCCCCAGAAGAGCAGCAGUGACGUGCUCCGCACAGCUCUAGAAGCCAGAGGCGAUUCUGUGCUCCGUGCGAAGGGCUCAAAAUUAAAAACUCACGUGGGAAAAGAA
This is a messenger RNA of Callorhinus ursinus (northern fur seal), 1341 nucleotides long. RefSeq names its product fructose-bisphosphatase 2 (gene FBP2). The record is from RefSeq and is a predicted model, not a curated record. Gene Ontology annotation, biological process: fructose 6-phosphate metabolic process; fructose metabolic process; sucrose biosynthetic process. Gene Ontology annotation, cellular component: cytosol; cytoplasm. Lineage: Eukaryota; Metazoa; Chordata; Mammalia; Carnivora; Otariidae. Gene Ontology annotation, molecular function: fructose 1,6-bisphosphate 1-phosphatase activity.